This is a messenger RNA of Cutaneotrichosporon oleaginosum, 2091 nucleotides long. RefSeq lists its product as uncharacterized. Gene Ontology annotation, molecular function: histone deacetylase activity. Gene Ontology annotation, biological process: negative regulation of transcription by RNA polymerase II. Gene Ontology annotation, cellular component: nucleus; Rpd3L-Expanded complex. The record is from RefSeq and is a predicted model, not a curated record. NCBI's taxonomy places the organism in Eukaryota, Fungi, Basidiomycota, Tremellomycetes, Trichosporonales, Trichosporonaceae.
CGUCAUUCUACCCACUCCUGUCUCCUCUUGCCUCUUGCAAGCCGUCCAUCCAGCCUUCGGCGUCGCCGCCUUGCAUCCACUUGCCCUCUUGUCACCCGCAGCAGCUUUGGGUUAAUCCCACUCGCCAGUCGAGCCGACCCAAGCCGAUUCCCGCGGCUCCCAACGCCGACACAACGAUACAACAACAGACUCAUUCAUCAAUCAACAAUGGCGGGCAUCGUUGAGCCCAUCAUGGGCGAGGACAAGAAGCGAGUCUGCUACUUUUUCGACUCUGACAUCGGUAACUACCAUUAUGGGCCAGGCCAUCCCAUGAAGCCGACGCGAAUCCGCAUGUGUCACUCGCUCGUCAUGAACUACGGACUUUACAAGCAGAUGGAGAUCUUCCGCGCCAAGCCUGCGACGAAACGAGAGAUGUCCCAAUUUCACACUGACGAGUAUGUCGACUUCUUGUAUCGCAUCAACCCAGACAACGAGAGCCAGUUCAACAAGGAGCAGGGGAAAUAUAAUGUCGGUGAUGAUUGUCCGAUCUUCGAUGGCCUCUUCGAGUACUGCUCCAUCUCGGCUGGUGGCUCCAUGGAGGGCGCGGCGCGCCUCUCUCGCGACAAGUGUGACAUUGCGGUCAACUGGGCCGGAGGCCUGCAUCAUGCAAAGAAGGCUGAGGCAAGCGGCUUCUGCUACGUCAAUGACAUCGUCCUUGGCAUUCUCGAGCUGCUACGUUAUCACCAGCGCGUCCUGUACGUCGACAUCGAUGUGCACCACGGCGAUGGAGUCGAGGAGGCAUUCUACACGACCGACCGUGUCAUGACCUGUAGCUUCCACAAGUACGGAGAAUUCUUCCCGGGCACAGGUGACAUCAACGACAUUGGCAUCAACAAAGGCAAGGGGUACGCCAUCAAUAUCCCCCUGCGCGACGGCAUUAGCGACGAGUCGUACAAGAGCAUCUUCCGUCCGGUCAUGAAGCGGAUCAUCGAGUGGUAUCAGCCUGGCGCUAUUGUAUUGCAGUGCGGCUCCGACUCGUUGGCCGGCGACCGGCUCGGCUCUUUCAACCUUUCGAUGCGCGGCCACGCGGCCUGCGUGCAGUACAUCAAGUCCUUCAACCUUCCUCUGCUCAUGCUAGGCGGCGGCGGUUACACGGUCAAGAGCGUGUCACGGACGUGGGCGUACGAAACUGGCCUGGCAGCAGGGGUCGAGCUGGGCGGCCAAAUCCCCAACAACGAGUACUAUGAGUACUACGGGCCCGACUACGAACUGGAUGUCAAGCCGUCCAACAUGACUGAUCACAACCGCCGCGAAUAUUUGGACAAGAUCAGGGAGCAGGUGUUUGAAAAGCUGCGCGACAAGCCGGCGGCCCCGAGUGUUCAGAUUCACAGCGUGCCGAAGCUCGCACACGACGACGAGGACGAAAAUGAGAACGAGGACAACGAGGACAAGGACAUCCGUCGCCCUAUGCGCUUGUGGGACAAGGAGAAGCAGCAUGAGGCGUCGCUGUCCGACUCGGAGGACGAAGGCCUCGGCGGCCGGCGGCAUCGCCAGAGCCACCGCGAGGCUUCGGACAAGGCAUCGAGCAAGCGUCGCAGAUCGAAGUCGCCCCCUCUCGGCUCUGGUCCAGGCUCAGCAGCGGCUCACCCAACAGCGGCGGCGCCAGCGUCCGCCGUGCCCGUUGCUAGUACAAGUGGUGCAGCGGCGUCGGCUGGAGUAGUCCCUGGCUCCUUGACUGGCACGCUACCUGUCGUCUCGUCGAAUGCGCCUCCUGCCAGCAUGGACAUAAAGCGGUGGGCGGCCGGAGUCGAAGGGGGCGUUGAGAGCAGCGGUGGUGGGAGCAAAGCUGCGUCACCAUCACCCUAUCCCGCCCCGGCCGACGGGGGCGAUGUUGAGAUGACAGAUGUGAGCGGUGGCCCAAAGCCCGCUCAACCUGAGCAAACAGCACCAGAAGCUGGGCCGCAGGGCAUGGAGGUGGAGACGGCCGUGGAGCCGCAGAAUGAGGUGGAAGAAGCAGCCCCGGAGCCGGGCAAGCCUGCGAUCGCGAGCGAUGUUGGCCCAGAUGGGGCGUAGUUAUACUGGGAAGGUUGUAUGUAUUGCCUGCUAUUGCUU